Ylistrum balloti is the source of this 1464-nucleotide messenger RNA. Its product is annotated as G protein-coupled receptor 137Ba-like. Bases 1 to 1383 code for a protein of 460 amino acids. Gene Ontology annotation, cellular component: lysosomal membrane. The record is from RefSeq and is a predicted model, not a curated record. NCBI's taxonomy places the organism in Eukaryota, Metazoa, Mollusca, Bivalvia, Pectinida, Pectinidae. The transcript is spliced from 7 exons. Gene Ontology annotation, biological process: positive regulation of TORC1 signaling.
AUGACAAGACAGGAAAAAUUCCCUUUAAUAUUUCCAGAUGCCCUGUUUCAAACUAUCGAAAAUGGAAUCGCAAAAAGAAUCACAAAUCAUGAUUCUGUUAAAUCAGGAAGGACUGCCCGAGCUGCAGAUUCAUUGGCCGUUGAUCUUGAUGCAUUUCCUACAUUGGAACCAGCCCUAACACCUGUCACAGAGCUAUGGUUGACCAUUCUCUAUGUCUCAUUAUAUGGCCUGCUGUUUUUCAUGGUGUACUUUCAGUUAUGGAUGAUUUGGUACUAUCGACAUAAGAGACUUAGCUACCAAACCGUGUUUCUGUUCCUCUGUCUGAUAUGGACGGGACUGAGGACAACCCUUUUCUCAUUUUACUUCAGUGAUUGUAUCUUAGUCAACAACCUACCGCUGCCCUUUACAUGGUUGUUGUAUUGUUUUCCGGUUUGCUUACAGUUCACAACAUUGUGUCUACUGGUUUUAUUUUUUGCACAGGUUGUGUUUAAAGCCAAAGCAAAGUAUGAACCUAGUCAGUAUAAAAGACCUUUACGCAUUGCCAUAGCCUUGGCUAUCUUUGUUUUUCUCGUCACCAACUUGACUUCAGCCAUUGUUGUGAACCACCAGUCUAUAAAAUAUCACUCUGUUCCUAUAUCUGUGAUCAUUGUGCGGGUGUCCAUCAAUGACAGUUUGUUUGUGAUGUCUGCCACUGCCCUUUCUGUGUGUAUAUACAAGAUGAGUCGCAUGGCCUCUGCACACGUCGUCCUGGAAGCAAAGGGAACAACACUUUGCCAGGCUAUGACUACAUCCAUAGUGAUCAUCCUGUUGUUUACAUCGCGUGCGGUGUACAAUGUUAUUGCUGUGCUGCCCUAUACCAAGGAAAAGAUGCCCUCAUUCGGUUACAAUUGGGUCAAUGUUUCCGACCAGGCGGAUAUCAUUGACCUUGAUGGAGGCUAUGCUUACAUAUCUUUCGGAAUUGUGCUUUUUGUUUGGGAGUUCCUGCCUACUCUCAUCAUUGUUGUGUUUUUCCGUGUCAAAAAGCCUCCUACAGAUUCAGCAUUAAGUGACCUGGCAGCACAGCACCAGAAUAGCAGAUCUUACUUCUUCGACAAUCCUAGACGUUAUGACAGUGAUGAUGACCUCACACGGAGUGCACACUCCAGGGCCAGUAAUUAUGACAUCAGUUAUGGACAUGCCUCCAUCAACAACACCGAGGGCUCCAAGACUACACCAAGGGGAACACCAAGAGGGACGCCAUGGGGAACCCCAAGGGGAAACAAUUCUAACUAUGGUGCCACAAAUGCUGGUAGUUUUACAGGGAGAGUGGCAGGAUAUGGGUCUCCAUCAGUUGUAGCCAACCAAGGUGUUCAGAACCCUGGCUAUCAGAACCCAGCGGAGUGAUGAGAGUUGUCCCUAGAUGUCUGGACUAACGUUGUCCUUGCUCUUGAGGACUGGGCAUCAAUAUAUCUAGACAUUGGAACU